Enterobius vermicularis (human pinworm) is the source of this 1104-nucleotide messenger RNA. The record is from the annotation of a GenBank genome assembly. NCBI's taxonomy places the organism in Eukaryota, Metazoa, Nematoda, Chromadorea, Rhabditida, Oxyuridae.
AUGGAGGGGAGAUAUUUGAGUAAGAUGACAGAUCAGAGCAGUGCUUCUAAAAGUAACGAAACUAAGAAGGAGGGGGCUGAGAAGCUGGAACAGGAAGCUGACGGAGUAGGAGCAAGCGAUGUUACUAAACCGGAAAUUAAAGUAAGACCUCCAACUGCCAAUUCUGGACAGAAUAGAAAGGAGGACAACGGACUGGUUGAUUUCUGCUACAAAAAUUUUACCAGUUUCAGAAGCGCUAUUGAUGGCAUUCUUGGAGCGAAGCAAGAAGAGAAGCAAGUUUUAUCUUCACUGGACAUUGAAGGCGUUGCCGAAUUGAUUCGUGAGAACAAGGCUAACAGAGUGAUCGUUAUGUGUGGUGCGGGGAUUUCAACUUCUGCUGGUAUUCCCGACUUUCGAAGCCCUGGAAGUGGAUUAUAUGACAACCUUGCGGAAUAUAAUCUUCCAGAUCCUCUGGCCGUGUUUGACAUCAAUUUUUUUCGUCAGAAACCUGAACCUUUCUUUGCUGUAGCUCGAAAAUUGUUUCCAGAAAAUUUAAAGCCCACGCCGUGUCAUUACUUUAUUCGUUUAUUAGAUCAAAAAGGUGUUCUAAGGAGGUGUUUCACUCAGGUCAGAUAUGUGAAAAUGAAUAUAGAUUCAUUAGAAUAUGUUUCUGGUUUGUCGCCAGAAAGAAUCGUCACAGCCCAUGGCUCAUACCAUACUGGUAGGUGUCUCAGUUGCAACAAAAAGUAUACACUUGAGUGGAUGCGAGCUAGACUUUAUGAUGACAACUGUAAAGUUUUUCGGUGCGAUAGUUGUAAGGGUAUUGUUAAGCCAGAUAUUGUGUUCUUUGGGGAAAAUUUACCAGGGCGCUUCUUCAGAUGUGCGGCUACCGAUUUUCCGCAGUGUGAUUUGCUAAUUAUUAUGGGGACGUCUUUAGUUGUACAACCAUUUGCUGGCAUGGUUAAUGAAGUAGGAAAAAAUGUCCCGAGACUAUUAAUCAAUUUGACUGAAGCGGGAAAUAAAAGCGUAUUUGAGGGUUUAUUUGGUUCUCCAAGCCUACGUUACGGCCGUGAAGACAAUUACAGAGACGUUUUUUGGAAAGGAACUUGCGACGACGGAGUAAUG